Chilo suppressalis (striped riceborer) is the source of this 2626-nucleotide messenger RNA. The record is from the annotation of a GenBank genome assembly. NCBI's taxonomy places the organism in Eukaryota, Metazoa, Arthropoda, Insecta, Lepidoptera, Crambidae.
CGUAGACAUAAUUGAUGGGUUCUAAAAUUUUGAGAAAUGAACAUUACAUAUCUUAAAAUAUGAUAUUUCUUGAUAAAACGCGAUCUAAGUAAUCUAAAUUAUUUUUAAUCUAUAUAAAUUUUACCUACCUACAUUUUAGUGGUUUCAUAAUUUAAAUCAGUUUUGUCUUCAAUAAAUCAUGUUUUGGCACUACCGAGGUAUUUAAUUAUAGAAGUUAGGGGAAGGAAACGAUUGAUAGUGAUAUUGUAAAACUAUACUUUCUGGGUCCAUUAAUUAACACUUCACAUUUUCUUUCUUCACUCCGGCACCGGACAGGGUAGAAAUCGUUUCAUCAAGCGCCCAUUGGAUGUGCCAACUCUUAAAACGGAGUUGUUGCUUUCUUUAUGGUCUACUAAUCAUUAAUUAUGUGAUAAGUUCCUUGAAUUCUGUGCUAGAAUGCCCACACAGCGUAGUGUUAAGAAUGUCGGUGUGACGCAUUCUAAUAUUUCUUUGAGUGAUUGACACGAAAUGUAUCGAGUUAGCUUUUUCGAUAAGCUUCUGUGAGGUAGACAACACUACAGUAAAGUUCUCACGUCCACUUGACCGGAAUAGCGUAUAUUUUAAAGAUUCCACUAAUUCUUCAGUUACGCAGACGGUUGUUACACAGAAUCACUCCAAUUUUAUUUCAAAAUAUCCAUGCGAGAUUUUAAGAAUAAUUCAAAUAUAACGCCAACCGCACUUGAUAAAAUCGCGACAAAAAUACCUAUUUUUUUUCUUUUUGUUCAAUUUAGGCGUUGAUGUCUCAUGUCUCAGCUUGAUGUUGUCAAGAAAAAAUUUUAUUGAUUGCUGACACGGUUGCUGAUUUAAAUAUUUUAAUUAAUUCCCAGUUUUGUAUAUUUAUCAAUAAAACAAUAAAAUCUGCAAUGAAUUAAGAAGCAUCAUGUCCUGUGGAAAACGACCCCUCGUUAAGGAUUGGGACAAGUCCAAGAAUAUUCGGGUCAUUACCCCCUCCCGAUAUGAACAGGAUGAGGCGUCUGUCAAGCAACACUGGAAAAAAGUUAUUCGAGACUUGGAAAUGUCUUACAAAGAUGAACAGUUUUGGGAUUCGCAGUGCGAUACAGUGCGUGAAUUAGUGGGUCCUGUAAUUUUCCAACGUAUCGCCAAGAUAUUCAAUUUGCCCGCUGACGCCAAGAAAUAUGUGCCUAAAUCAGAUAUCACAUCUCUCGUGCCAUCGGAACAGUAUUAUAAGUGUGUUUCAGAGUCACGAAUUCAAUUAAAUCCCACGUAUUCUAUAAGUGACUUUGAGUUAUCAGUUGAGGAAGAGAGUGUGGCUAACGAACAAUCUGAGCUAUGGAGUACAUCAUCACUGCGUUCGGACUCUAUGGAAUUCAAGAAAGGUGCCCGAAAGUCUGUGGCCAGGACAAAGUCUUUUAACAUAUCCAAAUCCAUUUCGAGACAAGUGCCAGCGAAGUCCGCAUCCAAGUUUACUCCAACUCUCUCCAAGUCUUUGAAAUCGAUUCGAGGCAAUUCUAGUAGAUUUAUGAGUAUUAGAUCGGAAAUGAGGUCUGGGGGCACAGAUGAAUCUGCUAAUUCUGAAGAUGAUCUUAAGGUGCACCCCAUAAGUGUUCUAGGUAAAAGUAAAUAUUCCAAGAGAGACAUGAUUAAUCCGCACUUCACAAUGCUUUAUUGCAACAAAUCGGAAACCGAUAUGAUCAAAUGGAAAUCUAAAUAUAAACAGAAAACUUUUGAAGUAUCAGCGUCCGAUGAAUUCAGUAAAAAAGCUGAAAUAAUGACGAAACAGAUUUCAACAGAAUUUUACGAUUGGUGGGUUUCCCUUGGAAAUGUGGAAUUUAAAAGCGAAAUAAAACGUCCAGGGGACAUUGAGGAUCUAUUUCAGGUUUGGUUUGAUGAACAUGCAUCACGAGGUCUCGUAUUGGAUCCAAAGAUCCUACCAUGUGUCUUGCAAAGUGUUGCUAAUUAUGUUGGAGUACCUCAAGCGUCAUGUCCACGCGUGUUGAAGAGACAGAUUGCAUACGAUAUACACGCUGAAAUCAGCCCAGCCCAUACCACGGCAUUUAACACUUCCUUGCCGCAACAUCUGAAGCAUAUUCCUCCGAAUAACAGCACCAAAGAGAUUUGGCACAGUCUCAAGAUUCCCGAGGAUCUUCGCUCGAUGGCUUGCGUGUGGGAUGAUAUUCAGCAUCUCACUUCUACGAAAGCUUUCCAGUCCUGGCUGCAACAGCGACCGCAUCUGCCCAUGCCUCCUUGCCUGAAGCCGGAUGAAGCAGCUGCAGAAAAGAAGCAGCUGUUUGUCGUGCCAUCCGAUUACGUCGUCAAAGACAGGAGUAGUUCAUCGUCGGCACAGGAACUGGCCCUCCCAGUGUCACAGUUCUCGUUAGAACUGAAGGAAGUGUUGAGUAAACUACUUAAUCAAUGAGUACGUGUGCGUUAUUCAGGUUUGAUAUGUCAUCGCGAUUACUAUAUCCUUUUGUCUCUUUAUUUUUUUUUUUAGUUCAGUUUAAGUAUCUUUUUUGUUUAUCCUUUUAGUUUUUGGCUGCAAUAAAUGCUCAGUUCCAGUUCAUUCAGUGUCAUUUCUUUUCAAUUGAUCUUUAUUAACCAGUUAAAAUAAACAAGUAUUCGCUGCAGA